UUUCCGUGUCCGAGCACAUGAGAGCAGCGGGACCGUUCACCGUCAGAUCUGAUCCAGGCCUCAUCUGGAACGGACGCAUCACCCGGACCUACGAGCCUCUUCCAGCCUCACUGCCCGCCCGUGCCGCCGCCUUGCCGCGUUUCUCUUCUAUCCCAAACCAACAAACUCUGAAUUUACUCUAAAUAUGCCUAAAAGCGUCUGUUGUCAAACGCCUCGGGUUACAAUGUUUGACCAACACAGGAUAGGAGCCAAUCUAUAGCCAACGGGUUCCCGAGGACUUGAUUAGUCGCUUGAAGCCUGAUAGUUUGUCGGGCCGCGUCGUCGACUGGCAUCUCUUCUAACUACGCCCCCAUCGGGUGAAGACGACUAACUGCUUGGUCAGCUUUGCCUGGUGUUUCCUCUUCCUCCCUGCAGCAGUUGCUCCUCCUUGGAUUUGAAUUGCUUUCUAUUAGGCAAAUCUUUGAAAAUUUAUCAAGAUGACUCCAAACGGAUAUUUGAUCUUCGAGGAUGAGAGUUUCCUGGACUCCACCGUGGCCAAAAUGAACGCUCUGAGAAAGAGUGGUCAGUUCUGUGACGUCAGACUUCAGGUGCGUGGUCAUGAACUGAUGGCUCACCGUGCAGUCUUGGCCUGCUGUAGCCCGUACCUCUUUGAGAUCUUCAACAGUGACCUGGAGCCCCACGGAGUCUCCCAUGUCACUUUUGAAGAUCUGGACCCAGAGGCUGUAGAGGUGUUACUCAACUACGCCUACACUGCUCAGCUGAAGGCAGACAGAGAGCUGGUGAAGGAUGUGUACUCUGCAGCCAAGCGGUUUAAGAUGGAGCGUGUCAAACAGAUUUGUGGAGACUACCUGCUGUCCAAGAUGGACUCCCAGAACGCCAUUUCCUUCCGUAACUUUGCCAGCUCCAUGUUCGAUGCCCGGGUUCUGGCCAAAGUGGACGCCUACAUCCAGGACCAUCUUCUGGAAGUGUCUGAACAGGAGGACUUCCUCAAACUCCCCCGCCUCAAGUUAGAAGUAAUGCUAGAAGACAACCUGGCCCUGCCCAGCAAUGGAAAGCUGUACUCAAAGGUGCUGAGCUGGGUGCAGAGGAGCCUGUGGGAGAACGGAGACCACCUGGAGCGCCUGAUGGAAGAGGUGCAAACGCUGUACUACUCGCCUGACCAUAAGCUGGUGGACGGCGGGCUGCUGAUAGAGGGCCACAGUGAGGUGUUUGGGGGGGACGAGGACCACCUUCAGUUUGUGCAGAAGAAGCCUGUACGUGAGAGCGCCCAGAGACAGAUGAGCUGCAGCUCCACUGGAAGUCUGUCCCCCUCCAACCAGGCGGCCAACGCACCCAAACAAUUUGCCAGGAAAGAGUGGAAGUACAUCGCCUCUGAGAAGACCACAAACAACACGUACCUGUGCCUGGCGGUGCUGGACGGCGUGCUGUGUGUGAUCUUCCUCCAUGGCCGCAGCAGCCCUCAGACCUCCCCUUCAGCCACUCCUUGUCUGCUCAAGAGCCUGAGCUUUGAGGCCCAACCCGAGGAUCUGGAGGAGCACCCACUGUCUCCCAUGCAGUACGCUCGUUCUGGACUUGGCAUCGCGGCUCUCAAUGGCAAACUCAUCGCAGCAGGAGGCUACAACAGAGAGGAGUGUCUGAGGACUGUGGAGUGUUAUGAUCCUGCAGAAGACCACUGGACCUUCAUCGCUCCCAUGCGGACUCCCCGGGCUCGCUUUCAGAUGGCUGUGCUGAUGGGUCAGCUUUACGUGAUUGGAGGAUCUAAUGGACAUUCUGAUGAGCUGAGCUGUGGAGAGACAUAUGACCCACACAGUGAUGAGUGGGUGCAAGUGCCAGAGCUCAGGACAAACAGGUGUAAUGCAGGUGUCUGCUCCUUGAACAACAAAUUGUAUGUGGUGGGCGGUUCAGAUCCUUGUGGGCAGAAAGGCCUGAAGAACUGUGAUGCUUUUGACCCUGUGUCCAAAACUUGGUCCAACUGCGCUUCUCUUAACAUCAGGAGGCACCAGGCAGCUGUGUGUGAGUUGGAGGGCUUCAUGUAUGUGAUUGGAGGAGCAGAGUCGUGGAACUGUCUGAACAGUGUGGAGCGUUACAACCCAGAGAACAACACCUGGACCCUGGUCGCCCCCAUGAACGUGGCUCGCAGGGGGGCCGGAGUCGCUGUCCACGCAGGUAAACUGUUUGUGGUUGGCGGGUUCGAUGGCUCCCACGCCCUGCGCUGUGUGGAGGUGUACGAUCCAGUGCGUAAUGAGUGGAGGAUGCUGGGUAGUAUGACUAUCUCCCGUAGUAACGCCGGGGUGACCAUGCUCGGAAACUCCAUCUACGCUGUGGGCGGAUUCGACGGAAACGACUUCCUCAAAACCAUCGAAGUGUACAACCCGGAGAUGGACGAGUGGAACGACUGCACCACAGCGCCCUCCCCUGUGUCAGAGUGAGGGGGCGGAGCCUGUGGGCAGGGGCGGAGCUUCACAGUACUUCACCGUUUUCCAAACUAACAGGCUUAGUGACGUAAUCGUGUUUGUGAUGUCCUGUGUGUGAGCGGGUCUGUGGGGGGGGGGAGGGGGGCU
Molecule: messenger RNA, 2561 nt
Organism: Boleophthalmus pectinirostris (great blue-spotted mudskipper)
Lineage: Eukaryota; Metazoa; Chordata; Actinopteri; Gobiiformes; Gobiidae
Gene: ivns1abpa
Product: influenza virus NS1A binding protein a
Exons: 15
Coding region: 477-2429 (650 amino acids)
Molecular function (GO): protein binding
Source: RefSeq, a predicted model, not a curated record